This is a messenger RNA of Nymphalis io (European peacock), 699 nucleotides long. It is a transcript of the gene Naa20A, whose product is annotated as N-alpha-acetyltransferase 20. The record is from RefSeq and is a predicted model, not a curated record. The transcript has 5 exons. Lineage: Eukaryota; Metazoa; Arthropoda; Insecta; Lepidoptera; Nymphalidae. Gene Ontology annotation, molecular function: protein-N-terminal amino-acid acetyltransferase activity. Gene Ontology annotation, biological process: N-terminal peptidyl-methionine acetylation. Gene Ontology annotation, cellular component: NatB complex. Bases 134 to 655 code for a protein of 173 amino acids.
AAAAAAAACAAUUGUCUUUGUUCAAAGAAGACAUGGUUAAUAACUUACUAAGAAUUAAAAUUAUAAAGGCUCAAUAUAGGCUUUUCAAUUAUACUUAAGCACUCAAAUUAGAUUUUUAAAAACACAAGACGAAAUGACGACAAUUAGGCCAUUUACAUGUGAAGAUAUGUUACAUUUUAACAAGGUGAACCUUGACCCUUUAACGGAGACUUAUGGUCUAUCUUUUUAUACCCAGUAUUUAGCACACUGGCCUGAAUUUUUCCUAGUUGCAGAAUCGCCCUGUGGGGAAAUUAUGGGAUACAUUAUGGGUAAAGCUGAAGGUCAUGGGGAGAAUUGGCAUGGACAUGUAACUGCCUUGACAGUCGGCCCAGACUAUAGACGAUUAGGCAUUGCAGCUACAUUGAUGAAUAUAUUAGAAGAAGUGUCAGAAAAGAAAAAAGCUUAUUUCGUUGAUUUGUUUGUAAGAGUAAGCAAUAAAGUGGCAAUAAAUAUGUACAAGAAUUUGGGAUAUAUAGUUUAUAGAACAGUGCUUGAAUACUAUUCAGGAGACCCUGAUGAAGAUGCAUAUGAUAUGAGGAAAGCAUGUUCAAGAGAUAUUAAUAAGAAAUCUGUUGUACCUUUAACACAUCCUGUUCGGCCUGAAGAUGUUGAUUAAUCUACUUUAAAAUAAAAAUAAAAUAAAUUUUUUGAUAAAUUUUA